Volvox carteri f. nagariensis is the source of this 6318-nucleotide messenger RNA. RefSeq lists its product as uncharacterized. The transcript has 5 exons. The record is from RefSeq and is a predicted model, not a curated record. The coding region runs from base 1 to 6318 and encodes 2105 amino acids. Lineage: Eukaryota; Viridiplantae; Chlorophyta; Chlorophyceae; Chlamydomonadales; Volvocaceae.
AUGCUUCAUAGAUUAGAACAGAUUCAACCAAUGAGCAUUAACUUGCGGGCAUAUGGUUUCCGGACGUCUUGGCGCAGGAACGUCGUUAGGGAACUAUCGCGAGAGCUCCCACAUACCUGCGGUGACGCUUGCGCCAUCAAUGCCCCUGCACGUACGACAUCAGAGUGCAGGAGGGCUUUACAUGCGCAGCGCUGGACGACAGCUCCGACCCCCACGCGAUACUCCAGAAGCGUAGUCCGCCAGUCCUCAACCUGCACUUUGCAGUCACCUGCGCAGCAGCAAGGUAGACUCCUGGCGCAUUUUCAAAAAGGCAUCAGCAGCAUCAGCCCUACCAGCGAUGCCCCUUCCGGUGCAUCACAUUUCGCCGGCUACAAGGCAGUCCAGCCCGCUUGGACACCGGAGCUUGCAGACCUCAGCUCUCUGGCCAAGGACUGGCGUUAUCGUGCUCUUAGCGCUGAACCGUGCCACAGAAGCAAAGACGAUGGCGCCUGCAGCAAGGGCAGUGGGAAGGACGACGCUGCCUUGGAGAACGCGAUAUCGACAGCAGGUCACCACAACAUUCCCCUGACCCUUAUCGAGCGGACCUGUAACCUGCUGGACCGGCGGCUUGGGAGUGGAGCCUUUGGUGGUGCUGUUGAGCGAUCGCGGGCCCGCCACUCCUCAUCCCUUGCGGAGGCCGGUGGCGGCGGGGAUGCCACUUGCGCUGCUGCGACUCGUCACGCUGCGACUGACGACCUUGCCGACAUCAUUACCUCGGUUGCUGAUUGCCUGACUGGCGAUGGCCGGCUUUCGGCGCCGCCGCCGGACCUGGCACGUAGCCUCGUGUCUGCUGCCACCGCCGCAGCGCAUACCGCGACCUGGUCCCAGGCCGCCAAGAUGCUCGAGGGCAUGGUGCGCAUGAAGGCCAUGGGCAAGAGGUUCUUGGAUCAAAUUCUGGCGCGCACACAGCGCCUCUUGGCACCGGAGCCCUCGUCGUGCAUGCGCCUUGGCAUGUACACGCGACAGCGAGCGCAGAAGAAGGCGGCGGGUGGGGAUGUUGCUAUACACAUGUCACCGGACAACAUGCCCAGUGCUGUAGAUGCAAUCAGCCUGCUAUGUUCGCUAUCGAAAAUGCACGCCUUGCCGGCCGCAACGGCAAAGGCAAGCAUUCGCGGGGCCAUGCUGCGACUCAUGUUCUGCCUGCAAGCACGACUACCUGCGUUGCCGGGCCCAGCACCUCUGCUGGGACUUCUGCGAGAUGUGACUUCUUGCGGCUGGCGCCACGACCGUGAGCCGGAGUUCCUGCGUCGCAUCGGCGACUAUCUCUGCACUCGUGCACCGCUAGGAGGGCCGACAGCCGUCGCUGCGGAACUGCCGUCCAGCAGCCCGGUGGCGCAUCCUGGUACAGCAGUAGCAGCACCCACAGCCGCACCUGCAGCCGGAGAAUUGGGUCUGUGUGAUGAUGACAGCGUGCUUGCACAGCCGCCACACCUGCACUUCCUAACGCCAUCGCAGGUAGUGGAGGUCCUGGAUCUGUUUGCGCGUGCCGGAGUGCACCACAGCGGCCUCAUGGAAUGCGGGCUGGACGCGGUGGAACGCUGCCUACCAGCGUUAGCGCCCUCGCAGGCGGCACGCGUGGCGGAGGUCUGCGCGCGGUUUUCCCACCACAGGUCGUCGCUAAUGCAUCGCCUGGCGCUGCAUGUUGCGGCGUACCUCAGCCUGCCGACGCAGCCGUCGCUGCCCGUCACCAGCGGGAUGCUGGUGGCGCCUGGGGACGUGGCGGCGACGGUUGCCGCUCUGGCCAGGUGCCGCGUGCGUGAUGAGCGGUUCCUGGAUGCCGUGGCGGCGUACGCAGGGGACCACGCGGGAGCGCUGCUGGCGGAGGUGGAAGCGAAGGCGGAAGCGCAAGAGGCAGCGGAAGCGCAGGCGUGGCUGGAGGCGCAGCCGCAGGGACAGGUACAUCCGCAGGAGCGGCCUUCACCGGAGGGGGUUGCCUCGGGUGAGGCCGCGUUGACUGCGUUACAGGGAGAGCUGCUGCCGCGGACGGGCGCCACGGCUUUGGGCCCGCUGCGCACUGCGGCGUCGCUGCGGCGGGGGCUAGAUGCAGUGGUUCCGGCGGCAGCGGUCCCCCUACUACAGGAACUAGGCGCACAGGAAGGAGGGACGGGAAGCGGCUCGUGCGCGGUGGAGUCUGAUAUCCUCAGUGGUGCGGCGGGUUGCAGCACCACGGCUGUGGUGGAACACCUGGCCAGCAGCCCGGCACCACGGGAGCAUCUGGGGGGUGUUCUGACACAAGGAGCAGAGGCUGGCUGGGGGCAGGUGGACGAAACCCGGCAUGAGGGGUCGGAGAGUGCAAGCCCUGCCCGCGCACCCAAUUCCCUCCCUGCUGCGGGUCCUUUGCGUGUCUGGGCUGGGGCUCUGGUUGGGGACGUUGGCGUCGACUGUGUGGCGCAUGGAUUACAGGUGAGCGCGGCUCAGGGCCGACUGCUACAGCCAGCGGCAGGGAUAGCAGCAGAGGAGCCGAUGUCGGCACCCGUUACGCGCUUGGAAAGCAGCACCGAUGAGGUGGCCCUGUUGGAGGCGCUCCUUACACCGCCGGCGGCGGAACUCUCGCUGGCACCGCCCACACCUCCAGCACAGCUCAGCUACAUGCGUCCAGCGGGUGAGCACUUGACAAGGGAGCCUGCAGGUAGCAUGCAGCGGCGGCCGCCCAUGCCGAUGCAGCUGCUGGCGCUGGGGACCGUCAGUGCUUCCACGGCCAGGGCCAGGGAUGCGGAUGCUGGCAACAGCCGCGUAGGUGCCACGGGACAUGUUGUGACUGGGCUCGCGGGGGGACAUGGCCCAGUCCCCGCUCAGGCCGCACCGGGGCGGCCAGGCGCGGCGGUGGCGGCACAGCGGCACUCUGUUGUUCAGGCCGUCAGGGCAACGCCACAGCGUCCAGGCCUGCCGUUGGCAGACACGCGUGGUGGCGCCACUGGGGACAGCGCAGCACACCGAGUGAGCUUGGAUUACAUCGCGGCGGACCGCACCGGCCUGGUCAUUCGGAGGCUGUCGCCGGCGCUACAGCCUCGUGCGCUUUUGGACGAGCUUCUAGCGAUACAGGGCGUCUCGAUCGACCUAUACUACAUGCCGUAUGACUACGCUGCGGUUUCGAAGGGCAGGCCUGGCUUAGGCUGUGCUUUCGUGGGUGUGACGUCAGCGGAGGGGGUGGCAGCGCUUGCGGGAAGGCUACAGGCGGGGCCGAUAUGUGGUGGGGCUGAGUUGGCGGUUCUGGAGUACCUGCCGCCAGCUAACAGCGACGCACUGCUGAGGGCGCUGCUCAACCCGUCGUCGGGCUACAGUCCCCCGCGCACAGAUACGACUUCUAGGCCCGUGUUGCUGUAUGUGAGCGGCUCGCUACGUGGCCAGGUACAGCCGAUUGAGCCUAAGGAUGUGGAGAUGUACGACUUGCGCCCCGUCAGCGGGAAGAUCGCUUGCGAUCCGCCGCAGGUGCCUCAACACAAAGAACGUCAUCGCCGACAUUCCGAGCAGCAACACCAACAUGGGCAUCCUCAGCAGCCAAAUGGCUCGUCCUACGCCGCACCAAGGCGGGGGAAUGUGGUGCCUCAUAUGGCGCCGGGGCCGGAGAUGUGUUCCUUGGACAGCACGGCAAUACGGGGGCAUGGUCUCCCCGUCGAGACCACCCUGUCCGGUCGAGACCACACAGCCUCCGUCACCGUUGCAUGGAGCGAGGUCAGCGACGCCGCCCAUGGAACCCUUCAGCCAAUGGACACCCUUCAGUCCGGCUGGUGUGAUGCGGUGCGUUGUUGGCCGCCGGAGCAUCAGGCUAGGGGGUUAGGACAGCAACAGCAUCCGUACGGUGACCCUGUCCAUGCGAUGGCGCGGACACACGCACCCGCAACCUGCAACUCAUCUACGGUGCAGUCGCCCCUAGGUACCUCACCGCGGCCGCCGCCGGAGGGUCAUCUCGUCAGCGACAGCAGCAGCAGCAGCGGCAGAGAGAGCUACGGCACAGGUUCAGCAGCUCGGCGGCAAGGUCCCUACGUAGACGUGCUGUCGCGACCACACGGUCUGCUGGCUGUGUCCCAACUCGCCUUGAUCGCGCACAGCAUGGCCGUACUGUCGUACCACCCGCAGAGUUUGCUAGGGACCCUGAGCGACCUCAUGCGGCGCCUGCUGAGGCCGGUGCUCCGCGACCCGCGCCUGGCCAUCGCCAUGCUCCCGCCGGCAGCGGGCGACGCCUCGGCGGAGCCUGGUGCCGGCAGAGCUGCGGCAUCAGGCACCGAUGAUGGGGCAAGUAGUCCACACCUGUCGCUGCCACCGUCGCAGCAGCAGCUGGUGGAUCUGUAUCUGCUGCCGGCCAAGUCCCUCCUUCAUGUGCUCCACGCCCUCGCCGCACAGCCUCGUCCCGAUGCAGCCGCCUUUCACGAGCUGGCGGACGUGUGUGCGAUCUCCCUGUCUGGAUGGGCACCUCGCCACUGCGAGGGUGAGCCCGCAGGGCCGCAUGCGAUGUCCGCAGGUCCCUGCGCGCCAAGGUCCCACGGCCCUGGCCCCUGCACCGCGGACGGGGCUAUGCAUGCGGGACUUCUGGGCGAGGCUGCAGUUGCGGCAGCGGCGCCGCUGCCACCGCCCGACGUCUUGGACGUGCACGUGCGGCUGCUAGCGCAGGCGCUGGGUGCCGCUGCGGACCACGGUGCUGCGCUGUACCACCCGCGUCUCUGCGACGCAACCGCGUCACUGCUGCGGCAUCGCCUGCAGUGCCUGCGUACGCGCGCCGCAUGCGCACUGUUGCAGCCGUUGGUGCGUCUGCGGCACCCUCCGGCAUGGCAACUGGUAGCGGCUGUGGCGCCGCUACUGGCGCAAGAGAGCGGCCGUCUGUCUGCCGCGUCGCUGGUGGACCUGGCAUGGGCGUGCGCAAGGACGUGCCUGCAUGACAGCAGCACUCCAGGCCAAGUGGUGCAUGCGCUGGCUACGCGCACCCGGCAGCUGCUUCACCAGCUGCCCACCAGUGGCGUUGUACAGAUGUUCUGGGCGCUUGCGGCGCUGGGCUACGACGGCGGCGGCCACAAGGACGCAGCUGCCGCUACUGCCGCACACACUGGCGAUGGGCCCGACCUGUACUGGCAGCUUUUGCAGGUACUGCUGCAGCGGUACGACAUUAGCGCACGCGACCUGCUACUGCUUCAGGAGGGACUGAAGCUGCGGCGCCGGCAGCGAGUUAUCGCCCGGGCGGCGGCCGCAGUCGCUGAUAUGGCGGAUGACCCGCCGUCGGGGUUAUCGACGGGAACGGAUGAGCACCUCAUGGAGGCCUUUCUGAAGGAGCUGCUGUACCGCACAGGAGCGACGGAGGUAACGGGUGCGAUGGCGGUGGCGACGAAACAGCAGGCGCAGACAGUUGUGCCUGCAGACGUGGCAGUGAGGUUUACUUGGUGCGGCGCUACCAGGGCGGUCGCUGAGAACUCACAUUCUAUGCUACGCCACCGGGCAGUGGUCCCGCUUGCUGCGGCAGAGCUGCUGGGCUCGAACGUUGUUGCUUUGCCCACCACCCAGCAAGUGGCGGACUCCGCACAACCUGCCAGCAGCAGAGAAGGCUUAGGCUUGGUGUUGGCGGCCACUGCGGAGGCUUGCGCUGUCUCAGAGGAUGGUCGCAGGCACCCACUAUGGAUAACAACACCACUGCCGUCCUCGUCCUCAUCCCCACCUACGCCUGUGACGUUACCCGCGGACGUCACUGUGGCGCAGAUCGGAGCAGCUCGGAAACAGGCUCACCUCGCGGAUGAGCCUGAAAGUUUGGAAGGCAACGGGAAUGGCGCAACGCACUUGUCCGGGGAAGUGCCUCGGACGGGCGCCGAAGCGCUUCCAAAGGUGUCCACGACGAAACCGGAACUGGACUCGAAGACCACGGAGGUGCUGCCGCCCCUGCCAAGCUGGCGUUCAAUAACGGGGGCUGCACCUACUGCAACGGGCAACUCGCUUAGCUCUGAACCCAGCUGUGCAGGGUCUUGUUGCGAGGAGGAGGGGGAGUCGAGCAGCAGCUUAAACACUAUUAGUAGUAGCUCUAGCAGCCUUGGAAGCAGUGUCACGGAUAGUCACACAGGAGACAGUCACGCGGGCGAUAGCUUUAGAGAAGGUAGAUACAGCCGCGAUAAUGCGCUAGUGUCGGGCAGCAGGCAUGCGGGUGGUGAUUCACUGGCGGUUGGGGGACUGGUGCGUCAGUUUCUGAUUGCUCGUAGGGGCCUGCGGCUGGAAGAGGCAGACGGGGUGUUGAUGCGGCUGCAGGUGCCGGACGCAGUAUUGGCGAGAGCCAGUGCCAGGGCGACUUCUUCAGUGGCUUUGUGA